Messenger RNA from Postia placenta MAD-698-R-SB12, 1686 nucleotides. RefSeq lists its product as hypothetical. The transcript has 6 exons. The annotation marks the transcript as partial. The record is from RefSeq and is a predicted model, not a curated record. Lineage: Eukaryota; Fungi; Basidiomycota; Agaricomycetes; Polyporales; Adustoporiaceae.
AUGGCUUCCUCAGUAUUAGAAGUAUCUCAGCCGAUUGCACACAAAACGAGGCAAUAUCAGUCACAUCCUGGAUCACACUAUGUGCUGCCAUCGGAUGAGCCAGAAAGGGAGAGGUUAAAUCUUCAGCAUCGAUUGCUGACGACGAUAUUCGAUAAUCGUUUGAUUUUCGCACCACUGCCGUCCAUUCGUGGCGACGAGGCGUUUUUGGAUAGCGGAACGGGGAGUGGUAUCUGGUUGCUCGAUGUUCUCAACCAUGUCCCGCCUUCCGUGAAGCUCUAUGGCAUCGACAUAGAAUCGUGCCUGUUCCCCCGCGAUAACGAAGCACUUCUUUCGCGCGGAAACAUACAUUUCUCUGUCGGCAGCAUCACCAAGCUGCCAGCAGAGUGGACGGACACUUUCACCCUAGUCCAACAACGCCUGCUCGUGGCGGCGCUGCAGCACACCGAGUGGAGAGUCGUCAUCAGCGAGAUAUUUCGCGUCCUCAAGCCUACAGGCUGGGUGCAGCUGUGCGAAGCUGGGCCCUUCAAGGCCGGACCUGUAACCGACAAAUUUCGGAUACUCCUGUACGCCCUCUUCGCUCACAAGGGGUUGCUUCUGGAUUGCGGGGUACAUAUCCCUAUCUGGAUGCGCGAGGCCGGCUUUACCAAUAUCCAUGUUGAGGAGCGUGCAGUUCCUCUUGGACAGUGGGCUGGCCAACUAGGCGUGGACGGUAGCAACGACAUCAUCAGCAUAUUCCGGGGCAUGAAGACCCCGAUUUUGAAUGCUGGAGGGCUGGGCUUGGUGUCGUCCGAAGAGGAGUUUGAUGGCUUCCUCGAUGACUUGGAGAAGGAGUGGGACGAGACUGAGGGUGCGGAACACAAAUUCCUCGUGCUAUUCUGGAUGAGCGGGAAAUGUGGCGAAUGUGGUGAAACGACUGCAUGGGACCAAGAGCUCGCCUCAACUAUCUGCACACAUUGCGGUACACUCGGGGACCCGAAUCAGGUCCUCCUCACUUCACAUGCAGACUUUCAGGAAAGCUCCACGAGGGACACAAUAUGGAACCCAAGCUCAGGGAGUACGCUGAAGGGAAGGAACGGCUGGGCUCUCGCUGGGCAAGGCAAGGAAGCCAGAGACAAGAAGAACCGGACAGUAGCUAGUAGACUGGCUCAUGCCGGCUCCGCUUCACGAGCGCAAACUAUAUUCGAUCAAGCGAUGAACAGAGGGCAAUAUCGGUGGGGUCGAAAAGCGAAGCUUACCGCUGGAGCGUCCGUUGCGAUUGCUUUGCGUGAGGCGCGCAAGAGCGACGCCCUCCAUGACAUUGCUUAUCUACUGGAGGAACAUAUGGCACCAAUAUCCCGGGCAUUCUCGUCGGUGAUAAGUCUCCUACAGUUGGGUCUUGCUUCGGCAGACCCGUCGAUGCACUUUUCAGCCCUACAAGGUUACCUCCAUUCACUUGUGCAAGACCCCACCUCUUCUCUAUCUCCUAAACUGUUGACAACCCUUCGACCUCUUAUGGCUCAGCUGCCCACUGUCAUGUGUACAGCCAAAUCCUUGGCAAACCUCUUGUCGCGCAGUAACACCUUGUCCCACUUGCCAACCCCUCCAACCGCUUGCGCCCUCAUGCUGCUCGCCCUUGAAGGGGAGCUGCGUUCGUCCAUACCAAAUGCUAGCGCCCUCGCAGAUGCGCUUAGUAAACGACUAGGCGUA